CCCUCCCCUCCCUCCGCGGCGGCUGAAGGCAAAGCGGGAAAAGUCGGGCGCACCUGGGCUGCAACGGGGCCCGGAUCCACUUCUGCUGCGUGGAGCCGCUCCUGUCAGGCUCCGCCGCAGCACGGGCCCUUCUUGACCUCCUCCACCGGCCAUACGAGUCUGUUCCGGCUGGGGGCGAGGAAGGUGACCCCUGCCUCGUUCGGACACCACGAGAUUGUCCUCCAUCUUCCUGUUCUCCAGCCUUUGAAGCACAAUCGCCUGUCCCCACCCCCAGUACCUCGCGUUUUCUCACCCCCUGCCUCUCUCGCACCGUCGCAGGGCAAAGCAAGGUGUGUCCACCUGUGCCCGCGGUUCAGGAUUAGACGCUGACCGGCAGCAUCGCGGAAGGCUGCGAGGCCUAGGAUUCGCCUCUCUCCAGGUUCUCCUUCGAUCUCCCCUCCCCCCUCGUAAGAAGACUGUUACGAUGCCCAUGGUAACUCGGAGGCUUAGAGAUCCUGAUGUAAAUCCUUGCUUGUUGGAAUCUGAUGCUUCUACCAGAUGUAUGGAUGAAAAUAACUAUGACCGGGAAAAGUGUUCCAUUUACUUCUUGAAAUACAAACACUGUCGGAAAUUCUGGAAUUCUAUCAUGGUCCAGAGAAGACAGGAUGGAGUGAAGCCAUCUAUGCCUACAGCAGCAGAGAGGGACGAAAUCUUGGGAGCAAUGGGAAAGAUGCCCUAUUGAAGUUGCAUUAAAAUUGGUUAUGUAACUUA
Nycticebus coucang (slow loris) is the source of this 750-nucleotide messenger RNA. RefSeq names its product coiled-coil-helix-coiled-coil-helix domain containing 7 (gene CHCHD7). The record is from RefSeq and is a predicted model, not a curated record. The transcript has 4 exons. Bases 464 to 721 code for a protein of 85 amino acids. NCBI's taxonomy places the organism in Eukaryota, Metazoa, Chordata, Mammalia, Primates, Lorisidae.